Notolabrus celidotus (New Zealand spotty) is the source of this 2482-nucleotide messenger RNA. It is a transcript of the gene got2b, whose product is annotated as glutamic-oxaloacetic transaminase 2b, mitochondrial. The record is from RefSeq and is a predicted model, not a curated record. Bases 79 to 1365 code for a protein of 428 amino acids. The transcript is spliced from 10 exons. Lineage: Eukaryota; Metazoa; Chordata; Actinopteri; Labriformes; Labridae. Gene Ontology annotation, cellular component: mitochondrion. Gene Ontology annotation, molecular function: pyridoxal phosphate binding; L-aspartate:2-oxoglutarate transaminase activity. Gene Ontology annotation, biological process: biosynthetic process; L-aspartate catabolic process.
AGCGUAGCGUCGUGGUCGUGCCUGCCCUUCACAUCCGUCCACAUCCUGCUAGGCUCAGCUCCCAAGCGCAGCACAACCAUGGCCCUGCUUAAGUCAAACAAGGUGAUCCUCUGCUUGGGAAACAUUUCCCCGUCGCUGGGAGCUUUCUCCACCCGCAACAGCUCAUGGUGGGGUGGAGUGCAGAUGGGUCCCCCCGAUCCCAUCCUGGGGGUGUCCGAAGCCUUCAAGAAGGACCCCAGCCCCAAGAAGAUGAACCUGGGAGUGGGAGCCUACAGGGAUGACCAGGGCAAGCCCUUUGUGCUCAGCUGUGUCCGCAAGGCUGAGGCCAUCAUUGCAGCCAAGCAGAUGGACAAGGAGUACCUCGGCAUCACUGGUUUGGCCGAAUUCACCAAGGCCUGCGCCGCGCUUGCUCUCGGUGCUGAUAAUGAGGCCUUGAAUAGCGGCAGGAACGUCACCGUCCAGACCAUCUCAGGUACCGGAUCUCUGCGCAUCGGAGCCAACUUCCUGGCUCGCUUCCAUGGAGGUCCACGUGAUGUGUACCUGCCCAAACCCUCCUGGGGAAACCACACACCUAUCUUCAGAGAUGCUGGCAUGCAGCUGAAAUCAUACAGAUACUACGACCCAGCCACCUGUGGCUUUGACUUCAAAGGAGCUCUGGAUGACAUUUCUAAAAUCCCAGAGCAGAGUGUGAUCCUGCUGCAUGCUUGUGCUCACAACCCAACUGGUGUGGACCCCAAGAUCGAGCAGUGGAAGGAGAUUUCUGCGCUUGUGAAGAAAAGGAAUCUGCUCCCAUUCUUCGACAUGGCCUAUCAGGGUUUCGCCAGCGGAGACAUCGAUCGCGAUGCCUGGGCCGUGCGCUACUUCAUUGAGCAGGGCCACAACAUCCUGCUGUCCCAGUCCUUCGCCAAGAACAUGGGGCUGUAUGGUGAGCGUGUUGGAGGCUUCUCAGUGGUGUGCGGUGAUGCAGAAGAGGCGAAGAGGGUUGAGUCUCAACUGAAGAUCCUCAUCAGACCCAUUUACUCUAACCCGCCCAUGAACGGUGCCAGAAUUGCAUCAACCAUUCUCACCACACCAGAUCUGCACUCACUGUGGCUGGAGGAGGUCCAUGGUAUGGCUAACCGCAUCAUUAAGAUGAGAGAACAGCUGGUGGCUGGGUUGAAGAAGGAAGGCUCCUCCCACAACUGGCAGCACGUCAUUGAUCAGAUCGGGAUGUUCUGCUUCACUGGACUCAAACCUGAACAGGUUGAGCGCCUGACAAAGGAGUUUUCAGUGUACAUGACCAAGGAUGGCAGAAUUUCCAUGGCAGGCAUUUCCUCUGCGAACGUUGGCUACCUGGCACAAGGAAUCCACGCAGUCACCAAGUAGAGCAGAUCCUGCUGAGAAAGUUUCAAAAUCAAAGCAGCCGUGUGAAAGAGGAGCUUUGUACGUCACCUUUUCUCUGUCUCCUCCAUUCCACCUUUAGAAAAGAGCUUUACUUAGACAUUUUCUUAAUUGGAUUUCAUCACGAGUUCACCUUGGAGCGGUUGCUACUGUAAACAGUUUAGUUUCUUUUUUUAAACAUUUCACUGAACAGUUCCCCAUACCAAAUUAUACAAGGCAUGUUUUCUCUCACCACUGACGGAUCAUAUUUGCUUAUUUAUUACCUGGAAUCAGCUGUUGGCUGUGCAUCCUUCUAAACGUGUGCUGUUUAUCUGCUAUGGGGCCACUCGCUCUAAAACAUCAAGGAAUCUACAUCGGGGUCUGAUCGCUGUUGCCAUGUGUAACCUGUAGGAAAUGUGAGUUGUUUUUAACUUUAAUGGUUGGGUUGUAGCACUUUAUGAGCUUUAAGGCACUGUUCGUUUCAAGAUUAGCAUUCUGUUUUUCACUGUCCAUCAGUUUAUCAGUUCACUGGCUGGUCAUCUGAACCAAUCAAUCAUCGCUAAUGUACUUUCUUGAUUACUUCUCUUCCAUGUAUUCAGCAGGACUUGUGAAAUCUUUUGGGUGUCAAUCUAGUUAAUCACAGGGCAACAGUCUCUCAGUCAGUCCCUUUUAACCCCUGAUAAAAACAAGCACUCAGCCCAAAAAGAGUUAGAUAAAAGUGAUUAACCCUGAAUUAUUUCCACAAUUGACCCCUUUUUUUUUUUGCUGUUUUUCUGCACGGCCCCAGAACAUCCUAUUUCAUACCUUCUUUUCACAAAGGAGUCUCUAUAUUUGGUACAAGUACAAAAUGUCUUUGUGGUUGAGGAGGAUGAGUGAGGUACCUGAUUGAAUACAAGACAGUUCAUGAAGAAAUCCAGUAUGCACAUGCUUCUCAUUUACUCACUCAGGCAUCAUGGUUCAGUGUAUGAAUCGGUUUGUCAUUGAGACUGUGAAACAAAUGACAUUUAACAACGUGGGGUUCGCCGCAAGUCUGCCUAUACUACCAUGUGUUGCAUUCUGUCAGUCAAUAAUGGAUCAGUGGUCAUGUACCUUAUUGAACAAACAAUAAAUGAUUAUAGAGUAA